AUCUCGAGAAUAUCUUCGUCUUCACCUAUUAAUUCAUAAACUUCCAAUUGAGUUUCGUAUUUGCGAAGGUCGAUAUGGCAUCUUUUGCGACAGCUUGUCGUGUAUCAGCUAGACUUACUGCUAGGGGAUUGCGACAGGAUGCGACAGCUAGAGGUUAGUAUUUACUUCCGAGAAAUUUUGGGUUGAGGAUGGGACAUUAAUAUUUGAUGAGGAUAGGACUCAAGACUUCUGCGGCAUGUCUAGCUGCUCAGAACUUUACCAUGCCGGCGCUUUCUCCUACAAUGACAGAAGGAAAUAUCGCAAAGUGGAAUGUUAAGGAAGGGGAUUCGUUUUCGGCCGGUGAUGUCUUACUCGAGAUCGAAACGGACAAGGCUUCAAUGGAUGUGGAAGCUCAGGAUGAUGGUAUCAUGGCAAAAAUUACAAUGGGAGAUGGUAGCAAGGGAAUUAAAGUUGGCACGAGAAUUGGUGUUCUUGCCGAACCCGGAGAUGAUUUGAGUUCAUUGGAGAUACCAGCUGAAGAUAGUGCUGCCCCUCCAUCGCCAAAAGAAGAGGCUUCAAAGCCAGACCCGGCAAAGUCCUCGGAAUCGCAAGCCGAAGCUCCUCCUACCUCGAAGCCUUCCGCAGAGACUGCUGCUCCCGCGAAGAAGUCUUCUGGAAAAGCAAAGAAACAAACAUAUCCUCUACUUCCUUCAGUUGAACAUUUGAUUCAUGAACGUGGAUUAAAUGCAUCUGAUAUUGAAAAGAUGAUUCCCAGUGGACCUAAUAAUCGCCUAUUGAAAGGAGAUGUUCUAGCAUAUCUGGGCUCAAUAUCUUCCUCAUAUCCCACCGAACUUUCGCAAAAGAUUGCAAAACUCUCCCACCUCGACCUAAGCAAUAUCAAGAUUGCCCCUCCCAAAGCAGUUAAACCUGCCAAGAAGGAGGCACCAGCACCAAAACCAAUCACAUUCCAUCGUGUAGCCCAUACAAUCUCUAUGAAGGCAGCCUUGGAGGUCCAACAGAGGAUACAAUCUACACUUGGCGUACAUAUCCCUCUCUCAACAUUCAUCGAGCGCGCAGCAGAUGUCGCUAAUGAUGACCUCCCCCGCCCAAAGAACUACAAACCAACACCAGAUGAACUCUUCGAUUCUGUCCUCGGACUUGACAAAGUUAAUCCGGUGAAUGGCGUUAGAGGGAACUUCAUACCUGAGAGCGGCGUCGCAUUUCGCCAAAUUAUCCAGGCUUCACCAUCAUCCAAACAGAACAACGAGGUCGAUAUUUACGAUCUCUUAUCUGGCGUCACGAAAAAGGCACCUCUUCAACGCUCGGUACCAAAAUUGGAGCCGGUUGAAGAAAACGAGUUUUGGGUAAUAAUCCCAGAAACUGAUAUGGAGACUGCAUCAGUUUUCAUGCAGAGAUUUAAGCUUGUCUUGGAGAAGGAGCCAGGGCGGUUGAUUCUGUAAGACAUACGCGCGUGUACUUUACCUAGCUAGAUGGGGAAUAGAUUGAUGAUACCAUGAGGGGAUUUAUUUCGUUUGUUCAUAAUUCUGGUUGUGUAUGCGGAGGUGACGGAAACUUCGUUUAUGUUUUGAAACUCCUUUAAUGCACGCUACUUUCGGAAACGUACCUUUCCGCCGAUCCGAUAUGUGCAUGAUUUUGGAGUGUUGUCAUUAAUACAUGUCACGAACUAUCGAGCCAUUGAACUGUGGUACGUUUGUUCUGUGCCAAAUGCUGUAAUGUCCCGUUAGACGGUAAGUCGUUGGCGUCGACGAAAAAUUUGGCGAGGCAGGCAGCAGAAAGCAUUUAA
Messenger RNA from Sclerotinia trifoliorum, 1783 nucleotides. NCBI's taxonomy places the organism in Eukaryota, Fungi, Ascomycota, Leotiomycetes, Helotiales, Sclerotiniaceae. The record is from the annotation of a GenBank genome assembly.